AUGCCACGGGCAUCCAAAUUGCGAAAUAAACGAGAUCGUAAUGGUGACCGUAAUGGUGACCGUAAUGGUGACUCGGCAACGAUCGAUGAUGGCCAUGGAAAAUUAUCUCGUAAAAAGAGGAUUGUGGAAGAGCCAGAACCAGAAAAGAAUAAAAUACAAGAGAAAAAGAAGAAUACAAAAACGCAAAUCAGAAAAUCUGAAAACAACAAUGUUCAGGCCGAGGUCGAAAAGGGAGAAAAUAAAUUAAAAAACAACAUAUUUAUAUCAAACCAUUCAAUAAUUUCAACUGCCGAUUUCCGUAUAAUAACUGGUAGUUAUGAGAGGAUAUUAUACGGGAUAGAUGCAAGAUGGAUCAAAGAGGACAACGAUCAAUCUGACAAAGACAAGAUGAAAUUACAGUUGGAGCCUCUUUUCAUCUUUUCUGCUCAUAUCGGAUACAUAAAGACAGUUGCUGUUGGAGGAAGAUACUUGGCAUCAGGCAGCACGGAUGAAAUAAUCAGAAUCUACGACCUGAAACGACUCAGAGAACUUGGCUCACUCCACCAUCACAAUGGCUCAAUCACCACACUAUGCUUUUACUCCUCAACUCACAUGCUCAGCGGUAGCGAAGACGGACUUGUUGCUAUAUGGCGUACAAAGGGUUGGGAGUGUUUAAAGAGCAUGAAAGGACACAAGGGAUGUGUGAACUCUAUAGCUGUACAUCCUUCGGGAAAGAUGGCGCUGAGUGUAGGAAAAGAUGGGGCUGCAAUUGUUUGGGAUUUGGUUAACGGAAGAAAGGGUGCGGUAUGGAAGAUUAGAAAAGAAGGCGAAGUUGUACUUUGGAAUACAUUGGGAGAGUUUUAUGCCAUUUUGUCAAGAAAUGAAAUAACAAUAUACAACGUUUCAGAUGCCCAAGUAUCUCAAACGAUCACUCAGAAAUCCAUGUUUCUUUGUAUGAGAUACUAUAAAGAUGAUAAUGUAGAUGAAGUCAUUAUUGCAGGAAGCGAGGAUAAAAUUGUCAGAGUGUUUGAUGUGAAGACUGGGAAAUGUAUUGUAGAAUUUUCGGGACAUAAGAACAGAAUAAAAUCCCUUGACAUAAUCCGCUCUACUCCGCCAUUUCUUUCGGCUCCAAUAACUCUUCUAGUUUCCAUAUCUUCUGACGGGAUAGUCAAUGUCUGGAAUCUCUCUUCGGCGCUGGAAAAAAUAAAAUCAGACGAGGUGGUUCAAAUAAAUGAAGUUAUCGGAAGUCACGAUACGGAAAAUAGGUUGAUUUGUGUGGUUUGUGCUGAAGGUGGCGGGGAAAAUGAAUUGAGAGAGGGUGUUGGUGUGGGUGUGGGUGUGGGAAGGAAACAACAAGAUGGAGGUGAAGAGAGUAAAGACAUUGACAAAGAUAAUAAAGAGGAAGAGACAGAUGAUGAGAGCGAGUAG
Molecule: messenger RNA, 1407 nt
Organism: Paraglomus brasilianum
Lineage: Eukaryota; Fungi; Glomeromycota; Glomeromycetes; Paraglomerales; Paraglomeraceae
Source: the annotation of a GenBank genome assembly